Molecule: messenger RNA, 1311 nt
Organism: Camellia sinensis
Lineage: Eukaryota; Viridiplantae; Streptophyta; Magnoliopsida; Ericales; Theaceae
Product: epi-neemfruitin B 7-O-acetyltransferse L7AT
Source: RefSeq, a predicted model, not a curated record
AUGGAGGUUGAACUGAUUUCCAAAGAAAUCAUAAAACCAUCUUCAUCAACUCCUCCUCACCUACGAACCAUGAGACUCUCUCUUCUCGACCAAGGUGGUGGCCUAGGUCAUGUACCAAUCAUUUUAUAUUAUACCAAAAGGGAUGCAAAUUUCAACAUCAAUGAAAAGGUGAUUAAUCAACUCAAGGACUCACUCUCGAAAACACUGGCUCUUUUCUACCCUCUUGCCGGAAGAGUCAAAGACCGCUUCUCUAUCGAUUGCGAUGAUGAGGGCGUCCUGUUCUCAACCACCCGUGUUAAUUGUGACUUGGCCAACCUGAUCACGACACAACCACCAGAUCUUCAGUCUUUUCCCGCACUUGUUCCAUAUUAUGUUUUCGUUGAUCCACGCGAUAAGGUAGUUCAAGUCGCUAUUCAACUCAACAUAUUUACUUGUGGUGGAGUCGUGAUCUCCGGGUGUUUUAUGCACAAGAUCAUGGAUGGUGCAACCAUUGGUGCCUUCCUCAAAUCUUGGGCCUCCAAUUCCAUUGCAACUGAUCACUCAAACUGGCCUGAAAGGAUGUUGCUUAGGGAGGGCGAUGGUAUCGUACAAAGGUUUUUGUUCAAAUCCGAGGCAAUAUCCACCCUCAAAGCUAAAGCAACUAGUGAACGGGUGCCUAACCCAACACGUGUCGAAGCAAUAUCAGGAUUCAUUUGGAAACAUGCUAUGGCUGCAUCAAAAGCAGUCUGGGGUAUGCAACAACCAUCCAUGUUGAGUCAUCAAAUGGACUUGAGACGGAAAAUAUUUGAGCCAUCAUUGUCAAAGUAUUCUAUUGGGAAUUUUACAUGGAAAGUAGUUGCACACUACUAUCCAUUUGCUGAAAAAGUAGAAGAAGAAGAAGAAGAAAAGAUCACGUCAUUGGAUGGCUUGGUGGGUUUACUAAGAGCGGCAAUAGAGAAAACAAGAGAUGACAUUCUGCCAAAGCUACUGCAAGGAGAUGAUGGGGGGUAUGACUUAUUUAGUAAGUUUGUCCAAGAAUUAAGAGAAACUUGUCAGAGCAAUAAAAAUUUAAAUCCAUACACGUUUAGCAGUUGGUGCAAAAUUGGUUUCAAUGAAGUUGAUUUUGGGUGGGGAAAACCUACGUGGGUUAGUCCUGCUGGGGCUGGAAGAGUUAAUUCAAUUUAUAAGAAUACUGUUGUUUUGAUUGAAGCUGGAUUGGAUGAUAGAAUUGAAGCCUGGUUGACCUUGGAUGAGCGCGAAAUGGCUGUACUGGAACAUGAUCAAGAGUUCCUUGAGUUUGCUUAUGUGAACCCAGCUGUAAUUUUGCCCUAG